Messenger RNA from Centropristis striata (black sea bass), 767 nucleotides. Its product is annotated as phospholipase A2 inhibitor gamma subunit B-like. NCBI's taxonomy places the organism in Eukaryota, Metazoa, Chordata, Actinopteri, Perciformes, Serranidae. The coding region runs from base 19 to 624 and encodes 201 amino acids. The record is from RefSeq and is a predicted model, not a curated record. The transcript has 5 exons.
UGUGCACGUUGACUCGUCAUGAUGAAGCUGAUUCUGUCUCUGACUCUCAUCGGGAUGCUCUGCAGCACAGCUGCAGCUCUUCAGUGUCGUGAUGAUGCAACCGGUGGACUCAAAACCUGUGCAGACGGAGAACUGUGUGCAACAAUUGCCGUACAAGUCUCUGUUCCAGGCAACUUUCAGACAAGGUUUUGUGCGCCGUCUUCACUCUGCAACCCAAACAACCAGACAUAUUCCUUCAACUUUGGCUCUUCUAACGGGACUGCAUCUGUUUACUGCUGCAGCACAAACAGCUGCAACAGUCAGGAUGUGCCCUACCCUGUUCCUCCAGUGAACAAAGAGCUGAAGUGCUACGUCUGUAACAACUGCAAUGAGACGGUCCAGUGUCAGGGGUUCGAGGACCGCUGCCUCAGUGGGACCGCGGCGAAUGGAAACACCAUCCACAAAGUCUCUGGCUGCGUCUCCAGGAACCUGUGUAAAGUCUCUGCGCUGCCUUUCCCGCCGUCCAACCUGAACUUCACCCAAACACCAAAAUGCUGUGACACCAGUCUGUGUAAUUCAGCCGGCAUGUUCACGCUGAGCGCUGUUCCUCUUUUGAUCGGACUCAUUCUGCUUGUUGCCUUUUAGAACAAAGAUCAGUAUGGAGGUAGAUUAGUGCCAAAAUGUUCAAACAACACUUCUUCAAAUUCAAACGAAAAAAUAUUAAUCAGAAUAUCAAAUACAAAAUUUAAACAAACAAAAAAUAAAGUCAAAGACAAAAUUCAAAUCUU